GGAAGGCCUGUGCAGAGGCGGCGGGGGUCCUCCUGGUGGUGCCCCCCCCAUCACUCCGGACUUCGCCCCCAGCUCAUCACCCCCUGCGCCAUGGCCAGCCCCGAGGGCGAGCACCCAUCCGUGACCCUCUUCCGCCAGUACCUGCGCAUCUGCACCGUCCAGCCCAAGCCGGACUAUGGGGCUGCCGUGGCCUUCCUUGAGGACAGAGCCCGCCAGCUGGGACUGAGCUGUCAGAAAGUGGAGGUGGCACCGGGCUAUGUGAUCACCGUGCUCACUUGGGAAGGUACCAACCCUGCCCUGCCUUCCAUCUUGCUUAACUCCCACACCGACGUGGUCCCUGUCUUCAAGGAACAUUGGAGCCAUGACCCCUUCGAAGCCUUCAAGGACUCUCAGGGCUACAUCUAUGCCAGGGGCUCCCAGGACAUGAAGUGUGUCAGCAUCCAGUACCUGGAAGCUGUGAGGAGACUGAAGGCCGAGGGCCGCCAGUUCCCUAGAACCAUCCACAUGACCUUUGUGCCUGACGAGGAGGUCGGAGGUCACAAAGGCAUGGAGCUGUUUGUGCAUCGGCCUGAGUUCCGGGCACUGAGGGCGGGUUUUGCCCUGGAUGAGGGCCUGGCCAACCCCACCGACGCCUUCACUGUCUUUUACAGUGAGCGGAGCCCUUGGUGGGUGAGGGUCACCAGCACGGGGAGACCUGGCCACGGGUCGCGCUUCAUGGAGGACACGGCGGCGGAGAAGCUGCAUAAGGUUGUGAGUUCUAUCCUGGCAUUCCGGGAGAAGGAAAGGCAGAGGCUCCAGUCAAACCCUCACCUGAAAGAGGGGGCAGUGACCUGCAUGAACCUGACUCAGCUGGAGGGGGGCGUGGCCUACAACGUGGUCCCGGCGUCCAUGAGCGCCUGCUUCGACAUCCGAGUAGCGCCAGAUGUGGAUCUGCAGGCUUUUGAGAAGCAGCUGCAGAGCUGGUGCGAAGAGGCUGGCGAGGGGGUCACUUUUGAGUUUGCCCAGAAAUGGACACAGCCCCGGGAGACACCCACGGAUGACGGAGACCCCUGGUGGGCAGCCUUCAGUGGGGUUUUCAAGGACCUGAAUCUCACUCUGGAGCCAGAGAUCUUUCCUGCUGCCACCGACAGCCGCUACAUCCGGGUGGUGGGGAUUCCGGCUCUGGGCUUCUCACCCAUGAACCGCACCCCCGUGCUGCUGCACGACCACGACGAGCGGCUGCACGAAGCCGUGUUUCUCCGAGGGAUUGACAUCUACACGCGCCUGCUGCCCGCCCUGGCCAGCGUGCCCGCCCCGCCCCACGGCAGCUGAAGCCCGGGCUCCCUCCCGGAGGGGCCCAGCCCCUGGAGCUGCUCGAGCUCGCCUCUUCCCUCUGCCCACCAAUAAAGCCUGUGAGGUUAGGGGUACUUCAUUGUUCCCAUUAAAUAUGACACCGCCCAGGGCCGGGGCAAGCUC
Molecule: messenger RNA, 1455 nt
Organism: Perognathus longimembris pacificus (Pacific pocket mouse)
Lineage: Eukaryota; Metazoa; Chordata; Mammalia; Rodentia; Heteromyidae
Gene: Acy1
Product: aminoacylase 1
Exons: 14
Coding region: 91-1311 (406 amino acids)
Biological process (GO): amino acid metabolic process
Cellular component (GO): cytoplasm
Molecular function (GO): aminoacylase activity
Source: RefSeq, a predicted model, not a curated record